AAGAGCACAAAGAAAUGGGAAAUAAACCUAUAGAAGAACAAUGGGUAAACUUAAAGAAAAUAAUACUAGAAACAGGAACCAAAAUAUUACUGAAAGGAAAAAAGGACGGAAGAAAGCCAUGGAUAAGCCAAGAAGUUAUCAAUUUGAUAAAUAAAAGGAGGAAAUUCAAAAACGCCGUUGAUGAGGAAGGUCAAAAAGAAUACAGGAAGCUGAGAAAUGAGAUCAUAAGGAGUAAAAGAGAAAAAGAAGAAUUCCUGAAUGAGAUAUGCGAAGAAAUCAACAGAGAACUAAUAGCUAAUAAUUUAGAUAAAGCGUACGGGAUGGUCAAAAA
Messenger RNA from Cinara cedri, 331 nucleotides. The record is from the annotation of a GenBank genome assembly. NCBI's taxonomy places the organism in Eukaryota, Metazoa, Arthropoda, Insecta, Hemiptera, Aphididae.